Triplophysa dalaica is the source of this 4208-nucleotide messenger RNA. It is a transcript of the gene atg7, whose product is annotated as ATG7 autophagy related 7 homolog (S. cerevisiae). The transcript is spliced from 20 exons. The record is from RefSeq and is a predicted model, not a curated record. Gene Ontology annotation, biological process: autophagy of mitochondrion; autophagosome assembly; C-terminal protein lipidation. Gene Ontology annotation, molecular function: Atg12 activating enzyme activity; Atg8 activating enzyme activity. NCBI's taxonomy places the organism in Eukaryota, Metazoa, Chordata, Actinopteri, Cypriniformes, Nemacheilidae. Bases 1451 to 3589 code for a protein of 712 amino acids. Gene Ontology annotation, cellular component: phagophore assembly site; cytoplasm.
ACAAAAUAAAGUAAUGAUAAUAAUUAUAACGAAAGGAAAUUUAGCAGUAUGAUAAAUCGCUUUUAAUAAUGGUGUGAUAUGAAACAGCUGAUCCCAACAGCAAGCUAUGUAGUAAUGAUUUGGUGCAAAACCAUACUGUUGUAUUCUUUUCACUGUAUAAACAUCAAAGGUGAUCUACAAAUUAUUGUUUUCCAUCUUAAUAUAAUAUGUUGUCAAUUUACUAAUCGAAAAAGGUUUUAUUCCGUAUUCUGGGUUACAAACAAAAAUCUGGUGUGCUACAAAAAUAUGCUUGUGUCUUCAACCCUGCUAGGCACACUUCUUUGUAUGUUUUAUAGAGGUUGGCAAAUGCCAGGCACACUUUCCUGCAAAGUUCAGCUCCAAACCUAAUUAAACACACCUGAACCGUCUAAUCGAGGUCUUCUGAAUCACAAAUCACAGACAGGUGUAUUAGACCAGAAAUACUUCACAGGAAAGGGGGCCUCAAGGAGCACAUUUUAAGACAAACUUUAGUUAAUAAGAAUUCACAUUAGCAUGUGACAUCCCUUUCUAGUAGUAUAGCGCUGACAUCAAGCAAACAUUGUUUUUGAUACCUUAAUCAUGGUAUUAUUUAAAAGAUUGACUAUAACUAUGUAUCUAUAUCAAACCUAAUAAAAGAGCAGAUGGCUCUAUGUUGAAAGACUGUUUGACCUUGAUUCUGCAUACAAGUUAACCCAGGACAGAAGAAGAUGAAGGGAUGCUGCUCAUCUGAAGACCUAGUAAUGUGUCAUCUAUCACAGGCAACUGUCUGGAUUUUCUGGCUAGUUGUCUAACGCCCAUCUGCUUUGCACUGACGGCAAAAUGAACUGAUUCCACUUCACGGGGCUCAACAUGAAAAGGAACGGCUUAUACAAGUUUCUCUCAGUAUUUUCCUGUUUAAUCGUCUGCGUUUUCCUGUUGUUUUGGAUGUUUGCCUUUUAUUCGAUGGUUUUGGCACCAUAAAAACAAAGAGAUACAUUGCUGGCUUUCAUGAGGACAACGAAUGCUGAUUCGACAAACAGACGCAUCUGGUCCACUUAAGACACUGGUUUACGUUAUUUACCUACGUUUGCAUUUCGUUAUUAUUGCAAAUUUAUUCUGAAGUAUAAUUAGGAACUUUAAAUCAUUUAAAGUUAGCAUAAAGCGCAUUUGCUAACACUUCUACAGCAAAGGACAAACAAAAUACCGAUAUCUUCUGUUAACAAAAGUUUUCUUCAAAACUGUGAAUUUUUGGUAUAAUAGCGAAACUAUUGCAUAUUUCGUUCUGUUGAAAUUUAUUGGUUCAUUUAAUUAGUUAUAAAUUCACCGAGAAGCGCUAGGUCUGAAGUGAGACCAAAACAAACCGACUGCGCAUGUGCUGUGACGACAGUUGUCACAUGAGCUCAACCAGGAAGUCCUAUUCUGUGUGUGUGAGGAAUCUAAGCGCUUGGUAUUAAUGGCAGAGUUGAAGAAGGAGGAAGGUGCAGCUGCCCCAAAGCUGCAGUUUGCCCCAUUCUGCAGUGCCCUGGAGGCAGGCUUCUGGCAUCAGCUCACCCAGAAGAAACUCAACGACUACCGCUUAGAUGAAAGUCCAAGAAACAUCAAAGCCUAUUACUGUAAUGGUGAUCCUGAGGGUUUACCGACACGCUUGACCCUGGAGUUCAGCGCAUUUGAUGCUGAUGGACCCACACCUGCUCACUGUUGUCCAGUCUCCGGAACUCUGUACAACACCAACACAUUAGAAGCCUUCAAAUCUACAGACAAGAAAGCUCUUCUUGAUAAAGCGGCCGAUGAGAUUUGGAACACAAUUCAGUCCGGGGCCGCAGUGGAAGACUCCUCGGUCCUGAACAGAUUCAUCCUAUUGACAUUUGCGGAUCUGAAGAAAUAUAAUUUCUAUUAUUGGUUCUGCUUUCCUGCCCUUUGCUUUGUGGAGGGAGUGCAGCUGGUGAAGGAGCCGCUGUCAUUAGAGCAGAGAUUCACUGCCAAACAGAUCUCCAGCUUGCAGAUGGCGUAUGAUAAUCUUUGCUCCUCGACGGGCUCCACAGCAGUCCCACAUUUUCUGCUCAAAUACACAGAUGAAAGUGUUCACGUGGCUCCUCUAAAGGAUUUCAACAGCUUCGUCAAGGAUCUUAAGAAGAUUACGGUGGGUGUGUAUGACCCCUGCACGCUCCAUCAACAUCCCGGCUGGCCUCUCAGAAACCUUCUCAUCCUACUGGCAAAAAAAUGGGGUUCACAGAUGGAUGUGGUGGAGAUCCUGUGCUUCAGAGACAGAACUCUACAAGGGAGCCGCUCCAUUCGGCACAGCAUUGUUUUUCAGGUCAAGCUCCCGGAUCUGUCGACCUGCACAGUUUGUCCCAAGAGUGUAGGAUGGGAGAAGAACCCUAAGGGUGCCAUGGGACCUAGAAGCGUCAAUCUCAGUGAAUGUAUGGACCCUAAAAGGCUUGCCGAGUCUUCAGUGGAUCUCAAUCUGAAGCUGAUGCGAUGGAGGUUGGUACCCUCUCUGGAUUUGGAUAAGGUGGUGUCGACCAGGUGUUUGUUACUGGGGGCCGGAACGCUGGGCUGCAAUGUGGCCCGAACAUUAAUGGGGUGGGGUGUGCGACACAUCACUAUUGUGGACAACGCAAAGAUCUCCUACUCCAACCCAGUGCGUCAGCCUCUCUAUGAGUUUGAAGACUGUCUCAACGGAGGCAAAUUUAAAGCUCUUGCUUCAGUGGAUAGAUUGAAGAAGAUCUUUCCUGGUGUGAAUGCUGAAGGUUAUAACAUGAGCAUACCGAUGCCUGGCCAUCCGGUGAACUUUUCCGAGACUACGAUGGCUCAAGCUCAGCAGGAUGUAGAACAGCUGGAGAAGCUUAUCUCUGAACACGACGUGGUCUUCCUGUUGAUGGACACUCGCGAGAGCCGCUGGCUUCCUACAGUCAUCGCUGCCAGCAAAAGAAAGUUGAUAGUUAAUGCCGCUCUGGGGUUUGACACAUUUGUGGUGAUGAGACACGGUCUGAAGAAACCCAAAGAGUGCCGAUCUGAAGAUUCCAGCCCCAUGUCUUCCUCCAACUCCUCCUCUUGCUCUACACCAGCGGUCACUACAACACCAGGAGCAUCUUUGUUCUCCAAUAUACCUGGACACAGUCUCGGCUGCUACUUUUGUAAUGAUGUGGUCGCUCCUGGAGAUUCUACCAGAGACAGAACUCUAGACCAGCAGUGCACGGUGAGUCGUCCUGGUCUGGCCAUGAUCGCUGGAGCCCUGGCUGUUGAACUGAUGGUGUCUAUACUCCAGCAUCCAGAGGGAGGUUAUGCUAUGGCCAGUAGCAGCGACGACCGCAUGAACGAACCGCCAACUUCACUGGGUCUCGUGCCACAUCAGAUUCGAGGAUUCCUGUCGAGAUUUGACAAUGUCCUCCCUGCAAGUUUGGCCUUUGACAAAUGCACCGCAUGCUCAUUAAUAGUUCUUGACCAUUAUGAGAGGGAGGGGUUCCAGUUCCUAGCAAAUGUGUUCAACUCAUCCCAUUCCUUCCUGGAGGAUCUGACUGGUUUGACGUUACUCCAUCAGGAGACACAGGCAGCUGAGAUCUGGGACAUGAGUGAUGAUGAAAGUAUCUGAAGGCUUCAGGACCAGCACUGAACACAUGAAGUUCCUUUAUUUGACCGUGAUUCACAUGGCAACUCAUUGGUUCUUCAGUACUCAUUUACUGACUUCCUGCAAAUGUAACGGUGGAAAAAGAUGUCUUAAUUCCAAAUGGACUUUCUUGUUGUAUCUAUAGAAACAUUUGUUUUGUCCUGUUAUUUUUGUCAGGACGUGUCUAUGGACCUCAGGGUAGACAUCAUUGAGUAAAUGGAAAUGUAGCUGAAAGAAGUGUAAUUGCAGUAUUUCUGCAACAUCUCAGACAGCCCUAGUUUCACUCAGCCUAGUUUUUAUUCACAUAAAAUUGUUGUCUACACUGAAGUCCAUUUUUGCUCUAAUCUGCUUGAAACUGUUUGUUUGGGUGGAUCUUCAUAUUAGGGGUUUGAUGUCUAUAUUAUGUAAUGUCAAACUGCAGACCAUGGCCAGAUGUGUUACAAAUCGACUCUGGAGUAAGGUACAGCUUCUCUCUGCUAUUUGAAUAUGAUUGUGUUUUUCUGUUGGGAUGAAUGUCUGUAAUGUAUUAUUCAUUUGUUACCAAUUUCAGGUUUCAUAAAAUGUCCUGUUGCUCUGUUAACAAUAAAGAAUAUUGUGAAACGUU